Messenger RNA from Perkinsus marinus ATCC 50983, 500 nucleotides. RefSeq lists its product as hypothetical. The record is from RefSeq and is a predicted model, not a curated record. The annotation marks the transcript as partial. Lineage: Eukaryota; Perkinsozoa; Perkinsida; Perkinsidae. The transcript has 5 exons.
AUGUGCAAAAGGAAACAGCGAUUGCUCACUGAGCAGAGGCAUAAGCUGGAGCAGGAUACACUGGGAGGAGUGAAAGGCUUACUCUCUGCGAAGUUUGCCGAAAACCAUGAGCAGCUCCGGAAUGUUUACAAGGAGACCUCCUGCUGUAAGAGGGACGAUCUUAGGGAAGUUUGGAUGGACACAAUUGACGGAAAUAGCAGUAAAUGGAUGGACAGAUGUGCAGCUAUUGGAGAAAGGCUCAUCGCGGUGUCGGAUGGUACAGCAGAGGAGAGAGAGAAUCAGAAGAGGGAUGUCGACGGCAGCGUUGGGGAUGCAUUCCUCCAGAAGAUAGAGGAGCUCCAGAGUCGAAUUAUAGAGUGUUCUGCUGAGCGUGAGAGGGCGGAGCAAGAGUGGGGUGCUAUAAUGGAUAGUUCUUUCGAAGAGGUAAGACGAUUGCUGUCUCAAGAGAAGGGAAUACGUGAGGCUCUCUUGAACGGAAUACGAGUACCGGAUGCCCUUGA